Dictyostelium purpureum is the source of this 1158-nucleotide messenger RNA. RefSeq lists its product as uncharacterized. NCBI's taxonomy places the organism in Eukaryota, Evosea, Eumycetozoa, Dictyosteliales, Dictyosteliaceae. The coding region runs from base 1 to 1158 and encodes 385 amino acids. The record is from RefSeq and is a predicted model, not a curated record. Gene Ontology annotation, biological process: carbohydrate metabolic process. The transcript has 3 exons. Gene Ontology annotation, molecular function: hydrolase activity, hydrolyzing O-glycosyl compounds.
AUGUUAUUAAGAUUAUCUUUAAUUGUAUUAGCCUUUACAGGUUUAGCUUCUGCAAUUAAUAAUGGAUUGGGUUUAACUCCUCAAAUGGGUUGGAAUUCAUGGAAUUACUAUGCAUGUGAUAUUAACGAAACAGUAAUUAUGAAUACUGCUCUUGCAAUGAGCAAAAAUGGUAUGGCUGCAGCUGGUUAUAAAUAUGUAAAUAUUGAUGAUUGCUGGGCACUUGAAAGAGCUUCAAAUGGUACUGUUAUUCCAGAUCCAAAAGCAUUCCCAAAUGGUAUAAAAUAUGUUGCCGACUAUAUUCAUUCACUUGGUUUACUUAUUGGUAUUUAUACUGAUGCCGGUCUUUAUACCUGUCAAAAGAGACCAGGCAGUUAUGGUUUCGAAGAAAUUGAUGCCAUUACUUAUGCAGAAUGGGGUAUCGAUUAUUUAAAGGAAGAUUGGUGUUAUUCAUUCCUUGAAAACCCACAAGAAAGAUAUCAAAUUAUGUCAAAUUCUUUAAAUGCCACUGGUAGACAAAUCUUCUUUAGUCUUUGCGAUUGGGGUACAGAUAAUCCAUGGACAUUUGGUGGUGCUAUUGCUAACUCAUGGCGUACAACUCCAGAUAUUAAAGAUAACUGGGAUAGUAUGAUGGCAAAUUUAAUGGCCCAAGCUAGUAUUUCUUCUUACAGUGGUGUUGGUGGUUGGAACGAUCCAGACAUGUUAGAGGUAGGUAACGGUGGUAUGACCAAUACUGAAUAUAUUUCACAUUUCUCAUUAUGGUCCAUUUUGAAUGCCCCAUUAAUCGCUGGUAAUAAUUUAAUCGACAUUGACCAAGAAACUUUAUCAAUUCUUACUGCCACAGAGGUUAUUGCUGUUAAUCAAGAUCCAUUAGGUGUUCAAGGUGCUCUUGUCAAAUCCUAUAAUGGUGGUUUACAACAAAUUUGGGCCAAACCAAUGGCUGAUGGUUCAAGAGCUGUCGUUCUCUUCAAUACUGAUACCAAUCCAGCCACCAUCACUCUUAAUUGGGCAGAUAUCUGGGUCGCUCCAGUUACUCAACAAUUAGUCGUUAGAGAUUUAUGGCAACAAUCCAAUCUUGGUACUUUUGCAACUACUUUUGUUAGUGAAGUUAUUCCACCACAUGGUUGUGUUAUGUUAAAAUUAACCCCAGCAACAAACUAA